ACUUUUUAUUAUAUUAAUUAAUAAUUAAUUUAAUCAUAACGAUUUUCAACCAACAAGUCUUUUUGAGAGUCCAGAAAUCUUUGGGGACGUGGCAAACAAGACAAAACUAGAAAAACGAGGGAGGAGCGCCAAUACGUCUCUGCCACUCUGCUGACUUGUAAUUCCAAGCGAUCAUGUCAAACGGCGUCGUACUCAACCUCCACUUCGCCGCCACUCCUCCUCCUUCUCAGGGGAAGGAGAAGGAGAUAAGGGAGACACUCUUGCUGGCUUACAGGACCCUGGGAGUCGUCUUUGGAGGCCUCGUGACGUCACCGCUUUAUGUUUAUCCUUCAAUGCCGUUGAACUCUCCAACCGAAGAUGACUAUCUCGGCAUAUACAGCAUCAUGUUCUGGACUCUCACUCUCAUUGCGCUUGUCAAGUACGCCACCAUAGCCAUCCAUGCUGAUGAUCACGGUGAAGGUGGAACUUUUGCCUUGUAUUCUUUACUUUGCAGACGAUUGAAUAUUGGAAUCCUUCCAUCUAAUCAGGUAUAUUCUAAUUCAAGUACUUAUUCACGCAUAGAAAGGGGUGUUGAAGCACAAACUUGGCUUGCCAAAUUGUUUGAGAGAAGCAUAGUUGCUCGACGACUUUUGCUCUUUCUUGCUAUGCUAGGAACUUGCAUGAUUAUCGGUGAUGGCAUACUUACGCCUGCAAUUUCAGUGUUAUCAGCAAUGGAUGGACUAAGAGCACCUUUUCCCUCAGUAAGCAAAUCACUUGUGGAAGCACUCUCUGCAAUUGUCUUGGUUGUUUUGUUUUUAUUGCAAAAAUUUGGCACAUCACGCGUGAGUUUCCUCUUUUCCCCAAUAAUGGGUGCAUGGACCUUUUGUACCCCACUUGUAGGAAUUUACAGCAUCAUACACCAUUAUCCUAGUAUUUUCAAGGCUAUAUCUCCUCACUAUAUUUUCCAUUUCUUUUGGAGAAAUGGAAAAGCUGGCUGGCUUUUACUUGGUGGUACUGUCCUCUGCAUUACAGGUUCUGAGGCAAUGUUUGCUGAUCUUGGUCAUUUCAAUCAGAGGUCUAUUCAGAUAGCUUUUCUAUUCACAAUCUACCCAUCUUUAGUUCUCACUUAUGCGGGACAGACAGCAUACUUGAUCAAGAAUCCCAAUGACCAUGAUGAUGGAUUCUACAAAUUUAUACCAACUUCAGUGUACUGGCCUAUUUUUAUUAUUUCUACAUCAGCUGCAGUUGUUGCUAGCCAGUCAUUAAUCUCAGCUACAUUUUCCAUCAUCAAGCAAUCUGUGGUACUGGAUUAUUUUCCUCGAGUAAAGGUUGUACACACAUCUCACAGUAAAGAAGGAGAGGUAUACUCUCCUGAAGUGAACUACAUCCUGAUGGUCCUUUGUGUUGCUGUAAUACUCAUUUUUGGAGAUGGAAAAGAUAUUGGAAAUGCUUUUGGUGUCGUUGUGAGCCUAGUAAUGCUUAUCACCACUAUAUUACUUACAUUAGUCAUGAUCAUGAUAUGGAGAACCCCAGUUGUGCUGGUUACCCUUUACUUUGUUGUGUUUUUCAUCAUGGAAGGGGUUUACGUCAGUGCCGUUUUCACUAAAUUUUCUGAAGGUGGAUGGAUUCCUUUUGCCAUAUCAUUUGUCCUUGCAUUCAUCAUGUUCGGUUGGUUUUAUGGUAGACAAAGAAAAAUCGAGUAUGAGAUAACCCAGAAGAUAAGCUUUCAUAGACUUGAAGAACUUUUAGCUGACCCUAGUGUUCAAAGGGUUCCUGGAAUAUGCUUCUUUUAUUCUAACAUUCAAGAUGGGUUGACUCCUAUUCUUGGCCAUUACAUUAAGAACAUGAAAUCCCUUCAUAAGGUCACCAUAUUCACAACUCUCAGAUAUUUAUUAGUCCCCAAGGUUGAUCCACAUGAGAGGAUUGUAAUCAAGAAAUCAAAUCUUGAAGGGGUGUAUGGUUGUGUAAUCCAAUAUGGCUAUGCAGAUGCUCUACAUUUUGAAGAUGACUUUGUAAGUCAAGUUAUUGGUAGUUUGAUACUACAUAUAAAGAACUGCUCUGGUAAUGCUGAACCUGAUUCUCAAGAGAUUGAGCAAGAAGUUUCCAGUUUAGAAGAAGCAAGAUGUGCCGGGGUUGUUCAUGUUCGCGGAAAGACUAGAUUCUACAUUGGCCUGAACUGUGGCUGGUUUGAUAAAAUCAUGCUUGGUUUCUAUGAAUUCAUGCACAGCAACUGUAGAUCCGGUUUGCCUGCGCUUCGGGUUCCAUUACAGCAAAGGAUUGAAGUUGGAAUGCUAUACGAGGCUUGAAGGGUUAAAAUAUAUUGAAGCAGUUAUUCAGUAGCUUCACUUGCUCAUACAUAACAUAAACAGGGCAAAAGAUACCUGAAUUGGAUUAAUAUGUACGUCACUCAAAAUUACCCAUGUACUUGUAUUUCUUCUUUUCAAAACCAUUAACUUAGUAUGUUGAUUUUUGCUUCCUUGGUACCUAAAAGUCUAUUGAAGCUCAACUAAUCUAUACAAAAGUAACUGAACCUGAACUAA
Molecule: messenger RNA, 2519 nt
Organism: Arachis ipaensis
Lineage: Eukaryota; Viridiplantae; Streptophyta; Magnoliopsida; Fabales; Fabaceae
Product: putative potassium transporter 17
Biological process (GO): potassium ion transmembrane transport
Cellular component (GO): membrane
Molecular function (GO): potassium ion transmembrane transporter activity
Source: RefSeq, a predicted model, not a curated record